This is a messenger RNA of Erpetoichthys calabaricus (reedfish), 1967 nucleotides long. RefSeq names its product aromatase (gene cyp19a1a). Lineage: Eukaryota; Metazoa; Chordata; Cladistia; Polypteriformes; Polypteridae. Gene Ontology annotation, molecular function: iron ion binding; monooxygenase activity; oxidoreductase activity, acting on paired donors, with incorporation or reduction of molecular oxygen. The record is from RefSeq and is a predicted model, not a curated record.
CCAAGCCCUCUGGUGUUGUCCUCAACAAUGGCGCAGGUUCGGAUUGAUGAGGCAGCCUGGAAGAUCUUAACUCCCGUUAAGGGCAACAUAACUGCUAUGGUCCCAGAAAUGAUGACUGGAACCACACUGACUCUCUUGCUGCUGCUGGGUUUGAUUCUCGUGAUGAGGUCUCGAGGAGCAAAAUCAACAAUGCCAGGUCCCAAUUUCUGUCUGGGAGUCGGACCCCUCGUCACUUACAUCAGGUUUCUAUGGAUGGGAAUUGGAGGAGCAAGUAAUUACUACAAUGGCAAGUAUGGAGAUUUGGUUAGAGUGUGGAUAAAAGGAGAAGAGACGCUCGUCAUUAGCAGACCCUCGGCAGUCUGUCACGUUCUGAAACACGCUCGGUAUUCCGGACGGUUUGGGAGUAAAUACGGCCUGCAGUGUGUCGGCAUGCAUGAGAGGGGCAUCAUAUUCAACUGCAACAUUGCCAUGUGGAAAAAAAAUCGCAUCUACUUUAUCAAAGCUUUAUCAGGUCCAGGAUUACAAAAUGCUGCAGCCCUCUGUGCCGAGUCGACCACCAGAUAUCUGAGGUCCCUGCAUGACGUGAUCGCCCACCAGGGACACGUGAACAUCUUAAAUCUGUUGCGCUGUAUCAUCCUGGAUGUUUCUAACAGGCUUUUCCUUCAAGUGCCAAUAGACGAAAAAGACCUGGUUUCUAAAAUCCAGAACUAUUUUGAUUCCUGGCAGACGCUCCUUCUUAAGCCAAACUUCUUUUUCAAGUUUAGAUGGAUGUAUAAAAAAUAUGAAGACGCAGCACAAGAAUUACAGAACGCCGUAGCAAAUCUCGUGGAGCAAAAACGAAAGGCACUUCUUGAGGCGGAAAAACUGGACAACACCACCAAUUUCGCAUCGGAUUUAAUCUUUGCUCAGAGCCAUGGAGAGAUGACUACUGAAGAUGUGACUCAGUGCAUACUGGAGAUGCUGAUCGCCGGGCCUGACACCAUGUCGGUCACUUUGUUUUUCAUGUUGAUGCUGCUAGCUCAGCAUCCCAAGGCUGAAAAAGAAGUUGUGGAUGAAAUUAAUACUUUAAUAGGAGACAAGCAAAUACAAAACGGAGAUCUGCUGAACUUAAAGGUCCUGGAGACGUUCAUCAACGAGAGCCUGAGGUUUCAGCCCGUGGUGAACUUCUCGAUGCGCCAGGCGACAGAAGACGACGUCAUCGAUGGGCAUUUUGUGAAGAAAGGAACCAACAUCAUUUUAAACAUCGGUCGCAUGCAGAGGGGAGAGUUUUUUGUGAAACCUCAUGAAUUUAAACUGGAAAACUUUCAAAAAACGGUUCCCAGUCGCUACUUCCAGCCCUUUGGCUCAGGCCCCCGGUCCUGUGUGGGCAAAUUUAUUGCCAUGUUUAUGAUGAAGGCCAUCCUCGUGACCAUCCUGAAGCAGUACUCCGUCCAGCCUGCAAAGGGCCGCUCGUUGGAGAACAUCUCCAAAAUCCACGACCUGUCCUUCCACCCGGCUGAGCCUGACUGCAUGCUGGAGAUGAUUUUCAUCCCGAGACGACUCAACGAGUAACGGGACAGAAAGAGACUUUGGCUUUUGUACCUUUUUUUUUUAUUUUUCUUUCUCUUUGAACUCUUUUGUUCAUUUCUUUCAGUUUUUGGAAGAAGUAAAUAUCCACAAAUAGCAAGCUUGAAUUAAAUUGUCAUCGAUAAUGUGGACUAAUGUUUAAAAAAGGUUUUAGUAAAAGCAUUUAUUGCUGUGAUGAUUACUUAAGACAAUGGAGAACAUGAGCAAAUGCACUCGGCGUUUGUGAUUUAAUAUGUAACUACAGGAGCACCACUGAAUACUACAGAAAUAAAAACUAAUGCUUGUAUAUACUGUAAGUCAUGCAUUCUUAAAAAAUUAAACGAAUGAUUUAAGUUAGCUGCCUUGCUUCUUUGCAACAAAUAUGAAUAUCCUUGCUAAUAAAAGAUAAUCAUUUCUCACAC